CUUCUGUCCACUGCAAUGCACUCGAUCAAGACAAAUAGGCACUACUUAUUCACGAAAAGCGUUUCAGACUCACCUUCAGAGUCACACGAUGUGGUAGCAAGCUGUUUAUUUGCACAAAAACCACGGCUACGGGCUUCUGAUCAAACAAUAACAAUUGGUCUUCGGAAAUGUAGGCACGAGGCCGUACGCUUCAUAGUGUAUCCUAUAGGCAUAGCGAACCCCAGCCCUUUUGUCUUUUGUUCGACACUGCCGCCUAGUAUCUGUGCGUCUACCGUGCUAUUAUCUACUGAGCAAGCCUACCGCGGGUAGAGCAUGGCCAGUUCAAUUUGCCUCCAGUCAACUUCGCAUCCGGAUUCGGCUAUGUGGCACUUUUGUCCGAUCAUAUCUGCGCCCUCCUUCUGGGCCCUUUGGCACUUCCGUGUCCGGUGAUACUCUACGGAACAAUGACAAUGCUGCAUGCCAAAGGGCUGAAGCAAACUUUAUUCAAUUGGCAACGCAAGAUGACACGGCGCAAGAAGCCCAACGGAAUCAAUUAUGCAGAGUAGCGUCAAUUGGGACUCAUUUCUUGAUGAAAAGACAAUCGGGGAGAAGCUCCCAACUCUUGUAUAUAUUGCAGGCAACUGGCGCAUUCUGGAGUCCCCGCAAUUCUCUCCCUCGUCGUUUCGCCCUCUCUUCUAGACCUCUCUUGUGCGCCACAUAGGGGCCUUGCACAAUUAGUAGAAGCCUGUCAAAUCGUUCUCGUCUCUUUGCUCAGACCAGUUCAUCUUUUCCCGGUUAACUUAACAUACUACAAUGCAAGUCUACCAAACAGCUACGCAUGUGUCGGGCCCGGCGCUCGGAACCCACCCUGAGAACCGACACUCCCAACUCCUCACACCGGUUUCGCAUUUCCCAUCUCGCAUGUUGCCUCCUCCUGGUACGACGCCGCGCGUUCUUCCAGGCGCCGUGGGCUCCACACAAGGGCGGGCUAUCCCGUUGGGUUCCUCGGUCGAAGUGCGGCGUUUUAAUAUGCGGGCACGAGAAUGGAUGCCGUGGAUCCCGGGCGUCGUUGUCGGUCACCGUGUUGAGCGCUUCCACGUCGGUAUGGAGGUGGAUUUGUAUGAUGUGCAGACUUCCUACCCGCAUCCGUGGAUUGAGACGUACAUUCCGUUUGUCGGCGAGCUGAGAGAUGGACGGCAUUUCUGCCCAUCAGACAGUGCGCAGGAUAUGAUGGAUAGAGUUACGGACAUGAAAAAAGUGUUUGCAUGCGUCAACGUGCCGAAUCUGACCGGAUCGGGAGUGACGCCCUCAUGGUCACCUGCUAUUGUUAUGAGCAAACGAAGCGAUCCGAAUCCUCAGGUGUUUGUACUCGCAGGACCUUUACGCGGUCGAAAAUCCGUUCCAGCACCGCACAUCCUGCCAUACACGCCCGAGACGGCAGAUGCACUACGUAAAUCAGGCCAGGUCAUCUAUUUGGAGAAGGGUGCAAAUUAGCUACGCGUCGAAAUCGUCCCAAUGAGGCAAAGGCGAGGAUGACCGGCGUUGCUGAACGUCUGGCUACGUUUGGCGAUCGAGUUCCCAGGUCUGAGUCCGAGUUCCGGGACGCUUUGUGCUCUUCUCCUCUCAGUUCAAGAUUGUCUUCUGUCGACUGUUCCGUUCUUGUAUAUUUCCCCGACAUUUCUUUAUUUUCCGUUUUGUCUGUAUCAAUUUCUCUCGUAUUUUCAUCUCUUACUCUGCAUGAUGAUAUUGUUAUACACCGCAAUGAUCGACUUCUUUUCUUAUCUUCCCGAAUCCAUUUUUAUCCCUACCUCCCACUCCGUUACUUGGCCUUUUCACCUUUACAUUUUCUUACAACUUUCUCUCAUCCCCAUCCUAUUCCGUUCCAUCAACUUAAAGGGCGGAACAUCCUUCCUCUCCUUUUUGGGUUUCGGCUUUCUUGACGGACUUAUAAUGAAUUUUUAUGACGUGCACGCCGCCGUCCGAGAAUGACCGACAUGACACGUCCAUGGCCGUUGCUUCGUUAAUGGAGUUGGUUCAGUUGGUUCUAGCGGAUUGUGUUGUUUGGUCAUUUGCUUCCGACUUGCGAAAUACGUCCCUUACGAUACUUUUGUAUAAAACGUGUACUUUGUAAUCCAAAAAAUUACGACAGCACUUUAAAAUCUU
Molecule: messenger RNA, 2142 nt
Organism: Fomitiporia mediterranea MF3/22
Lineage: Eukaryota; Fungi; Basidiomycota; Agaricomycetes; Hymenochaetales; Hymenochaetaceae
Exons: 3
Coding region: 793-1473 (226 amino acids)
Source: RefSeq, a predicted model, not a curated record